CGCGGCCUGUUGCAUGGUCGUUUUGGCCAGCCGCCGCCGCCUCCUCCCUCCUCCUCCUCCUCCCAUCUCGUCCUUCCCACUGCCACCAUGAUGGCAGAGUUGCAGCCUCCGCAUGCAACCCGGCUGUAUUUGUUUCUGGCCGUAGGGGUGAUGUGGACGGAGCCCUCCGUCGCUGCAGCCGGGGAUGCAACUCCGCCUGGCAAAAUAGCUGUGGUGGGAGCCGGGAUUGGCGGUUCAUCCGUGGCCCAUUUCCUGCAGCAGCACUUUGGGCCACAGGUGCAGCUGGACGUGUAUGAAAAGGAUGCGGUAGGUGGUCGCUUGGCCACAGUCACUGUCAACAAACAGCAGUAUGAAAGUGGCGGGGCCUCCAUUCACUCCCUCAACUUGCACAUGCAGGACUUCAUUAAACUGCUAGGACUGAAGCACCGUCGAGAAGUGCCGGGCAAGAGUGCUAUCUUUAGCGGGGAACAAUUUGUCCUGGAAGAGACAGACUGGUAUCUGCUGAACCUCUUUCGGCUCUGGUGGCACUAUGGCAUGAGCUUUCUGCGCCUACAAAUGUGGGUGGAGGAGGUAAUGGAGAAGUUUAUGAGGAUCUACAAAUACCAGGCCCACGGCUAUGCAUUCUCUCGCCUUGAGGAACUCUUGCAUUCACUGGGCGGGGACACCUUUGUCAACAUGACACAGCGCUCUGUGGCAGAGUCCCUGUUGGAGGUGGGCGUCACGCAGCGCUUCAUUGACGAUGUCAUUGUGGCCGUUCUCCGGGCCAGCUAUGGCCAGUCAGUGCUGGUGCCUGCAUUUGCAGGGGCCAUGUCGUUAGCAGGGGCACAGGGCAACAUGUGGACUGUGGAAGGUGGCAACAAGCUGGUAUGCUCAGGUUUGCUGAAGCUAACGAAAGCUAACAUUAUCCAGGCCACUGUGACGGCCAUCUCCCUGCACAGUUCAGAAGGAAAAACCUUCUACCAGGUGCACUAUGAGGACGAGGAAGGCCAAGGUUCUAGCUUCUAUGAUAUAGUGGUCAUUGCCACUCAACUGCACGACACCAAGAACAACAUCACCUUUCAGAACUUUGAUCCUCCCAUUGCUGAGUUCCCAGGCAUCUUUCACACUACUGUCACUUCCAUCGUCCAUGGCUACCUCAACUCCUCUUAUUUUGGCUUCCCAGAUCCAAAGCUCUUCCCUUUCGCUAGUGUGUUCACUACAGAUGCUCCUGCCCUGUUCUUCGAUUCCAUGGAUAAUAUUUGCCCUGUCAAUAUAUCCAGCACCUUCAGGCGAAAGCAGCCCCAAGACGCUGCUGUAUGGCGAGUUCACUCCCGGAGGCCCCUGGAGAAGCAGGAGCUGAAGGUUCUCUUCCGUUCCUACUACUCUGUCCAGGUGACAGAAUGGCAGGCCUAUCCUGACUACGAAUCUGCCAAGACCCUCCCACCCAUCGUUCUCCACGACAGCCUCUACUACCUCAACAGCAUGGAGUGGGCAGCCAGCUCCAUGGAAAUGGCUGCUGUUGCUGCCAAGAACGUGGCCCUCUUAGCCCACAACCUCUGGUAUCGCGACCUAGAGAAAGUUGACCAGAAGGACCUGAUGCACAAAGUGAAGACUGAGCUGUGAAUGUGGCAAGUACUGCUAGAGAAGACUUGACAAGAACCACUCCUUUAUUGCAUGCAGGGUCAAGGGGAGAUUGACGGAUCACUCUGGGGCUUUAGCAGGGAGAUAAGCUCAAGACAAACUGUUACAUGCAUCCCUGUAUGCCUGUUGUCUACAACAAGUGUAUCCCACCCACCCCCAACGCUACCCUGUUUCAGAGAUUCUGUGUACUAAUUUCUAUGGGUACCCAGCUACUAAGGCCUCAAAGGCAACCUUGGAAGGGAUCUAAGAUGGUUGAUCGUAAGCUGCAUCCAGCUUGCAAGUUGAGAACUAGUUUUCUUCUUCAGGCAAAGUGCUCCUUACAUGUGUUGCCAUACCUAUGCAGUGCCACUGUGCAUCACUUGGGGGGGGGGUACGCAUUGUGUAAAGAAGCUUCCCAAGAAUGGACCCCCUCUUGCCUCUACAACAACAGCUGCACUCCCAACUUCCAGUUACUUUGUGUUGGACUUCUAUUUUGGAUUUCAGCCAUCAUGCUGAAGGGAAUGGCCCUUUUUGGGUUGAAAUGUGCCUCCACUGUUAAACCCUUUGCAAACCCUUUGUUUUUUCUCCCUUCCCAAACGUCAAUCCUUUGCUUUAUUGCCAAACCCCAUUAAAUUGCUUUUUACUGUGAUCCACCAGAGCGCCCUGAGUAGGGUCUUCAGGUCCUGGCUAAAGCUCAAGUUUAACAACCUAUUGACUUCUACUUGUCUGUACAUAUGUGACACUGCAUUACUACGGUCCUGAUAACCUCAACCCCCUGCAACUAAUGACUGAACUAAUGUUGCCUUACCUUCAAUAUCAUGGAGGUGGUGGCUUUUUCAGAUUUACCAGAUAGACUAAACACACUCCCCUUCAAAGUAUGGCAAAAAUGUUCCCAUUGUUUCUAAACCAGGAGAAACUGCUGUGUAUUCUUUUUUCCUGACCUGGCAUCCUAUGCCAGCUGUUUCCUUGAAUUGUAAGUCCUGAAAUUGGGGUGGGGGUGGGCUGUAUGCUCCUUUUCAUGCUGUGGUUGCUGAAGAAAAGGCUUGUUUGGGGCUCAAAACACACAUUGCUUUAAAUCUGUAUCUAGCAGCAAUGUCUUACCCCCACCCCCAUUUUUACUUUAGAGUAGGCACAGGGGACCUGAUCCUGAUCUUUAAAAACAACAACACCUUCACCCUCAUGCUAGGUUUCUGGUCCAGAUCCUCCCCCUGUGCCUACACUAGAGUUAAAAUGUGGGGGAGACAUAACUGCUUCAUGCGGAUUUAAAGUAAUAUCUGGGGUGGGCAGAAGGGAGAUUGGGAUGUACUGGUAGAGCUGAGUGAUUUUGAAGUAGAUCAGAACAGAUUUCUGACUCCCAAUAAUUUAACAUUGGGAACAACCAAAUGUGGGGAAGGCCUGUGAGCUCCAUUCAGUUCUGGUACUCAGAACAAAUUCCUAGGCUCAGAAUUCUUUAGUUCUGAGUAACAAUUUCCAGAGGAGUAGCUGUGUGAAUCUGUCACAGUAAAAGCAACAUCUGAUGCUGGACUGUAGUCCACAAAAGCUUAUGCUAUAAUAAAUUAGUUAAAGGUGUCACGAGAAUCAGUUGUUUUUAAUUUUGAACGUCAGUCAGAUUUAUUUGCUAAAAACUAUUGGUCAUCACAAACAUGCAAAUUAUUCGGAUUGAAAGGUAUAUUUUAAGGUAAAUAAUCCCCAGCACCUUGAACGCCAUUACGUAUAAUGAAUUUGUAUUUAAUCUGUUGGCCUGUAAGGCCAAACAGAGAGAACAUAUAUGUAAUAUAUUUCUUUAUUCCUAUCACCCAGGAGGUAACUAAUGUUCUCCAUGGUCUUCAAAAAGGGAGCUCUCUCAAGAAUCUGUUUCAGAAACUUAUCCCUUCAGGAGUUAUACAGAUAACAAUUCAGUACUUAAUGUCUUCUACUUCUUUCUAGCCACAAAUACAUACCUGGCAGGUUACAGGUAUUCCAGUAUCUCUGCCCUCUAAAUAUGCUGUAGGCAUCGUUGGAAAUCCCAAAGCAGUAAAUGUUUUCCUCAGCACAACCAGCAGGUAAUUAGAGAAAUGUGGUUUAAUCAGAUUUAACAGAAUAGUAAAAUGAUGAAAAGUGCAUAGUUUGAAGAUGAUGUCUUGUUAGCAAGAGAACCCAUUCUUUAAUUUCAUUUGUAAUACGCUGUUUUGCAGCUCCAGGGUUAGCAGCUUAUGGUCAUCAGGAACUGAUCCAUAAUGAUAAGGGUGUCAUAUUUAUUUAAACAAAUGCGUCUUUAUGUGUGUGAGAGAGAGAGGUGCCAGCCGCCUUUAAAGAGGUGAUUGUGCAACCACUCCUGAAAAGCCUUCUCUUGACCCAGAGGUCCGUUACAAUUACCCCCAGGUUACAAAUGCUUCCUUUUUGGAAAAAGUGCUUGAUUGAGUAGUGGCAACACAGCUGCAGAGGCUCUUGGAAGAUACAGACUAUCUGGAACCAUUUCAUUCUGGGUUUUGGGACAGAAUAAGCCUUGGUCACCCUGACCUGUAUCGGGAGAGGGACGGGGAGUGUGACUCUGUUGCUUCUCCUUGAUCUCUCAGCAGCUUUUGAUGCCAUUGAUUGGUCAUGGUAUUCUCCUGAACUGACUUCAUCUGGUUGGAUUAGCGUGCACUAUUGCAGUGGUUCCGUUCCUACUUGUGGGGUCAUUUCUAGAGAAUAGCAGUGGGGGAUUGUGUCUCAGCCCCUGGCAACUGUGCUGUGGGAUGCCACAGGUCACAAACCAUCACCAGUGCUUUUAAACAUCUACAUGAAGCCAUCAUGUGAGGGGAUUUGGAACAAGGUGUCAUAAAUAUACAGAUGACACUCAGCUCUAUUUCGCUGUUACAUCUGAGUCAGGUAUGGAUGUGCACAACCUGGACUGGUAGUUGAAUGCAGUGGUGGGCUGGAUGAGGGCCAACCAACUGAAAUCCCCGGUUUCCGGGUCAGGGAGUAGCAUAAUUUUGCCUGUCCUGGAUGGGCUUGUUGCACUCACCUUACAAGGACAUAGUCUGGGGGUGCUCUUGGAUUCGUCUCUGUCACUUGAGGCUCAAGUGGCCUUGGUGGCAAAGAGCACCUAUUGCCAACUUAGACUGGUAUGACAGUUAUGAACAUUCCCCAAGAUUGGACUAUUGCGCUUUAUGUGAAGCUGUCCUUGAGUUUGGUUCAGUAGCUACAGCUAGUGCAGAAUGCAGAGGCUAGAUUGUUCACUGGCGCUUCUUACCAUGCACAUAUGACUCCUCGUGCUGAAAGUUCUGUACUGUGUGCCAAUUAGCUAUUGAAGCAUAUUCAAGGCAUUGUUGGUUUAAUAAAGCCCUACAUCUUAUCUGAGAGACCAUCUUCUUCCAUAUAGGCCACCAGGGUCUUUGCAUUCUGAGCAAGAGGGUUUGCUGAUCAUUCCACAGCCUACCGAAGUUCAUUUGGCCAUGGUGUGGAGGAAGGCCUUCUCAAUUGUGGCACCCGCCAUGUGGAAUGAUCUCCCCAUUGAAAUCAGGUGGGCUUCUAGUGUAGCAUGUUUCCACUGACAACUGAAGAUAUGCUUAUUUUCCCAGGCUUUUCUUUGACCAUUAGUGUCUUCCACCUCUAGUUAUUUUAAUUGAGAUAUUAUUUUUUUAUUGUUUUAAUGCUAAGUUUUGUUGUAUUUUAUCAAGAAUUGAUAU
Elgaria multicarinata webbii is the source of this 5249-nucleotide messenger RNA. RefSeq names its product prenylcysteine oxidase 1 like (gene PCYOX1L). The coding region runs from base 88 to 1602 and encodes 504 amino acids. Lineage: Eukaryota; Metazoa; Chordata; Lepidosauria; Squamata; Anguidae. The transcript has 6 exons. The record is from RefSeq and is a predicted model, not a curated record. Gene Ontology annotation, molecular function: prenylcysteine oxidase activity. Gene Ontology annotation, biological process: prenylated protein catabolic process; prenylcysteine catabolic process.